This is a messenger RNA of Phascolarctos cinereus (koala), 2305 nucleotides long. It is a transcript of the gene LORICRIN, whose product is annotated as loricrin cornified envelope precursor protein. Gene Ontology annotation, molecular function: structural constituent of skin epidermis. Lineage: Eukaryota; Metazoa; Chordata; Mammalia; Diprotodontia; Phascolarctidae. The record is from RefSeq and is a predicted model, not a curated record. Gene Ontology annotation, cellular component: cornified envelope.
CACUUUACAGAUGAGCAAAAUGAGGACUAUCUAAGAUAAACUAUUUGCCCAGUGUCACACAGCAAGUAAAUGGCAGGGCUAGGACUGGUACCUGGGUUUCCUGCCUCCCAAGCCAGGCUACCUCUUGGACCUCUGUGAUGCGUCAAAGCCCAAAAAACACACUAAGAACCUUGGGUCAAUAGCCUAGCAAGCUCCUCGUGCCAUUCGUUCCUUGCCAGAUCUUUCAGAAACAAUGUCUGCCAUCCACCCUUGUUGGCCCUUGUUGGCAUCAUUGCAUCAGGAAUGGGGCCAAGUCACCUGCCAGACUGUACAUUUCAAGAAUCUCAAGUGGUCCACCCUGUGCCUUCAUUGAGGGGGAGGUGGGGCCCCAUAGCAGGAGAGGUCACGUAGAGAGUGGCUCACAAAUGCAAAUGAGGAAUCUGGCAGAGUAUAAAAGGCUCUGGCACCCAGUGUUCCUCACACAGCUCAGCUAGCUUCUCUUCUUGCUUAUCCCUCCUGGUGAUCCAGCUCUUCAUCCCCCUGCUACUGAAAAGAUGUCUUACCAGAAGACCCAGCCCACACCCCAGCCCCCAGUAGGCUGUGUCAGGGUCUCCGGCGGCGGCGGCGGCGGUGGCGGUGGCUCAGGUGGCGGCGGAUCCGGCUGCGGUGGCGGUAGCAGCGGUGGUGGCAGCGGCGGCUACUGCCACACCAGCGGCGGCGGCGGCUCCUCCAGCUGCGGAGGCGGCUCCGGCGGUGGCGGUGGCUCCUCCUACUAUCCCAGCCAACAGAAGUACUCUGGCGGCGGCGGUGGCGGCGGCGGCGGCGGCUCCGGCUGCGGCGGCGGCGGCGGCUCCGGGGGCAGCGGGGGUGGCUACAGCUGCGGAGGCGGCUCCGGCGGCGGCUACUACUCCGGCGGCGGCGGCGGCUCCGGCUGCGGCGGCGGCGGCGGCUCCGGGGGCAGCGGGGGUGGCUCCAGCUGCGGAGGCGGCUCCGGCGGUGGCGGUGGCUCCUCCUACUAUCCCAGCCAACAGAAGUAUUCCGGCAGCAGCGGCGGCGGCGGCGGCUCCGGCUGCGGCGGCGGCGGCUCCGGGGGCAGCGGGGGUGGCUACAGCUGCGGAGGCAGUUCUGGAGGCGGCUCUAGCGGCGGCUCCAGCUGCGGAGGCGGCUCUGGUGGCGGCUACUACUCCGGCGGCGGCGGCGGCUCCGGCUGCGGCGGGGGCUACUCCGGGGGCAGCGGAGGUGGCUCCAGCUGCGGAGGCGGCUCCGGCGGCGGUGGCGGUGGCUCCUCCUACUAUCCCAGCCAACAGAAGUAUUCCGGCAGCAGCGGCGGCGGCGGCGGCUCCGGCUGCGGCGGCGGCGGCGGCGGCUCCGGGGGCAGCGGGGGUGGCUACAGCUGCGGAGGCAGUUCUGGAGGCGGCUCUAGCGGCGGCUCCAGCUGCGGAGGCGGCUCCGGCGGCGGCUACUACUCCGGCGGCGGCGGCUCCAGCGGCGGCGGCUACUCUUCUCAGCAGUGCGUCCAAGCUCCAUCCCAGCAGAGCAGCGGAGGGGGAUCAUACGGAGGCGGCUACGGCGGCGGCAGCUGCGGCGGCGGCUCCGGCGGUGGCUCCAGCGGUGGCGGCUGCUACCCCAGCGGCGGCGGCUCCAGCUGCGGCGGCGGCUCCGGCGGUGGCUCCAGCGGUGGCGGCUGCUACCCCAGCGGCGGGGGCUGCAGCUGCGGCGGCGGCUCCGGCGGUGGCUCCAGCGGUGGCGGCUGCUACCCCAGCGGCGGCGGCGGGGGUGGCUCCGGGGGGAGCGGCGGAGGCUCCUCCGGGGGUGGCAAGGGAGUGCCCGUGGCCCACCAGACCCAGCAGAAGCAGGCACCUUGCUGGCCGACCAAGUAAACCAUCCUGCCCAGCGCCCAGAGGAAUGAGCAAAAAGUUUGUUCUUGCUGUAGCCUAAAGGUUUACAAUUCUCAUGAUAUUGCCUUAAGUUUCACCAAAUGCCUUCAAUUCUUCCUCAGCCUCUAAAAUGAAAGGGUCUCCUUUCAGCUGCCGCUUAACCUCAAUGGCAGUUCCAACACCUGUGUUUUGUUCUCCGGAAUAUUUCACGUGACUGGGAAAUGUCAUCAUCCCUUCUACAGAUCCCCUCUUCACCCUAGUUCGGUACCACCAUCUUCCUAUUUUGCCCUAAGCUAAUAAACUUGCAAUUCAUGAGCAUUUCUGUGUCUAAAGCAAUCUUUCUAUAUUGUUCUUCUGUUUUUGUUUUUCGGGUUGGGGGGGUGCAAGCAGAAAUGGACAUGAGAAUGGAAAUGGAAGUGAGGUUAUUCUAAAUCUUCCAAUUCACUUGU